Chlamydomonas reinhardtii is the source of this 1736-nucleotide messenger RNA. RefSeq lists its product as uncharacterized. Lineage: Eukaryota; Viridiplantae; Chlorophyta; Chlorophyceae; Chlamydomonadales; Chlamydomonadaceae. The record is from RefSeq and is a predicted model, not a curated record. The transcript has 4 exons. Bases 494 to 1195 code for a protein of 233 amino acids.
GCGGCCAUCCCUGGCCAUCCCCACUGGACUCCAACCCCAUCCCCGCAGGCAGCCCCACGUCAUGCCAUCCCAGCCCUCAAGCGUGCGUAAGAUUGAUCUUGGACAGGCCUCAAGAUUUAGACUCUUACAGUUGCAGGGCGAUAGUCCUUUUCCCUUGAAGUUGCCAUGUCUGCCCCAGACCAGACAGGGACAGACCUGGGCAGACAAGAGGUCUUUUAGUGCCACCUGCUUGGACAGUCGGUCGAGCUACAGCACCCAAGCACCCCUCGCAGCCGUGCUUCGCUUGCCAUACUAACGGGGUUGUUACUGUUUGUGGACAGGUCGCUCCAGUCCUGGCCAACCGCUGCACGACCUCGCGUCUCGUGUCCCUGCCGUUUGUCGCGCAGUCAUGCAAACUUGGUAGAACUGAACUUCGUACUCAGGUACCCAGGUUCUGAUAGGCUUGCACGUAUAGGCAGCACUCAUAUUCUCAUACCAGUGGGCUGAAUCGACAAUGACACGUGUAAUCCUCUUUGGCGCCACUGGCAUGAUAGGCCAGGGCGUCCUGCGCGAGUGCCUCUUAGACCAAGGCAUUGCAAGCGUGAUAACAGUCGGGCGAAGGCCCAUAGGCAAGAGCGACGCGAAGCUGAAUGACGUUGUCCUUGAGGACCCCGCCGCGAUAGCUAAGGAUACGAAGCUGUACAGCGACCUAAAGCAAGUGGACGCUUGCCUGUACUGCCUGGGCAUCUCCUCUGUGGGCAUGAGCGAGGCGGAGUACACAACCGUCACCAAGGAUAUGACGCUGCGAGUGCUUGACGAUGUGCGGGCGGCCAACCCCAACAUGAAGUUCCUGUUCGUGUCCGGUAACGGCAGCGACGCCAAGUCCAAAGCCAUGUGGGCGCGUGUGAAGGGAGAGACCGAGAACGAGGUGCUGGCGCGCUCGCCGCAGCCCGGCAGCGCGCUCAUGUUCCGGCCUGGCCUUGUGGAGCCGGUGCACGGCAUCCGCAGCCAGCAGUCACUGCUGUACCGGGCCGCAUACGCGUGCGCGCCGCUGCUGCGCGGCGUGGGGCUGCCCUGCACCACCACGGAGGCCGUGGGGCGGGCCAUGGUGGCGGCGGCCAAGCUGCCGGCAGGCGGCGGGCCGCUGGCUGGGAGGACGGUCCUGGAGAACGAGCACAUCAAUGCCCUGGCCUGGGGCAAGCCGCUGCCGCGGUGAGGGCGAGGAGGUGGCGAGGGCUGGGGGUUGGUUUGGCGGGGGGAUGAUGUGGGGCUGCGGUCGAGGCAGGAAGAAGUUGAUAGGGGAGCCGUGCUUGGUGCUGUGUGGUGAGGCGGGUCCCGCGCGCGAGUGAUGCAUUGCAGGUGGGGGGCGCCUUCGGGUGCAGGCUCUCAAGCGGGGCUGGGAGCUGAUGUAGGGGGCAGGGCCGUUAGGGCCUGGGCUCUUGAAUGCGCACAUUGCGCACUCAUGUUAACGAAAGUGAACUAAGACUGCGUAUCGCUCAUAUUCAAGCGUGAUACCACUGAUAUGCAUCAUAAUGGUGAUGACAAGCACAGGACUUGGGCUAUUCAUGUUGUGUCAGUUUUGCGUUUGGAGCCGGAGGGCAGGCGUGGAGGUGGGGACAGGUGUAUACUACGUAGAUCCUGGGCUGGCAACGUGAAUGCAACAUGACAGGAAGGGCCAGUAGGCCAGUAGCACAGGAUGGGUAUCGCGGGCCUCUUGGCCAUGCCUUGUCAGCCGUAAUAUGUAAUACUUGGUCUGA